This is a messenger RNA of Naegleria gruberi, 1474 nucleotides long. RefSeq lists its product as uncharacterized. Gene Ontology annotation, molecular function: translation initiation factor activity. The record is from RefSeq and is a predicted model, not a curated record. Gene Ontology annotation, biological process: translational initiation. NCBI's taxonomy places the organism in Eukaryota, Heterolobosea, Eutetramitea, Acrasida, Naegleriidae. The coding region runs from base 1 to 1446 and encodes 481 amino acids. The transcript has 2 exons. Gene Ontology annotation, cellular component: eukaryotic translation initiation factor 3 complex; nucleus; cytoplasm.
AUGAGUCAAUCCCUCGCUCUCAAAAUUAUUCCUUUCCUCGAUGUUCAUCUCAUCUUUCCAUUGCUCGAAUUUCUCGAACAAAAUGAGAUUUAUCCAAAACAACAAGUACAACUUGCUGCUUUUGAAUUAUCUAAGAAGACUAAAAUGUUAAACUUCCAAAAGGAAAAGCAAGAACUUGUUGGUAUGACAACAACUAUUGACUAUCAAAAGGAAGAAAAGGAAAUUAUGGAUCAAAUGCAAAACUAUAAACAAGUUUGUGAACCUCUUCUUACUAAAUUGAAGGACUAUAAUCAAAACAAGGAUAAUAUCAAAGAAACUCUCCAAGUCUACCUUUCAAAUGAUACUAGAAUUAAUCAUGAAAUGUUGGAUAAGCUUUAUGAUUAUGCCAAAUUCAUCUAUGAAACUGGAGAUUAUGAAACAGCUGCUGCCUUGUUGGCUGAUGUUAAACAACUUUACGAAUACAAUGUUGAUAAAGCCUAUUUGUCAGCUUGGGGUAAAUUGGCUAGCGAAUUGAUGUGUAAGGAAUGGGAAAGUGCUAGUGCUGCUUUGAACGAAUUGAAGGAUUUGAUGGAAAACAGAUUCCAACAAUUGCUUCAACAUGAAAGAACAUCAGCAAAUACUGCUACCACUGCUUCUGUCACUGCUCCAAUGACAAAGGUUGGUCCAGGUAUUAAAUCUGUAGAAUUGGAUUUAAUCAAUGCUAGAUGUUGGUUUAUUCACUGGUCUCUCUUUGUUGCUUUCUUUGACCAAUCUAAUUCCUACAAGGCAUUGUUAGAUUUAUUCUUCCCACCUGUUGGUACUCCACACUCACAACAUACCCACACUGAUUUGACUUCCAACAAGUAUAUUUCUGCACUUUUCCAAAGUGGAUGUGGAUAUAUUCUUCGUUAUUUGGCUAUCACCAUAAUUUUAAGGAAACGUAAUAAGGUUUACUUGAAUGCUUUGGUCAAGUUCAUGGAACAACAUUUGAUUAUUAGAUCUGAUUUCCAACAACAAGAUGAACUUUUGAGUGAUCCUGUCAUUCAAUUCAUUUAUCAAUUGUGUGUCACUCAUGAUUUCAAGGCUGCCCAUGAAGCUCUUUUGGCCUCUGAAUCCAUCGUCAAGAAUGAUUACUUUACUCAUAGCCAUGUUAAGGAAUUCAUGAAUCAAGGAAAGAAUAUGAUUUUCGAAAGCUAUGCUAAGGUUUCACACUCAUUUGCUUAUGGUGAAUCCUCAAAGAUUGAUUUGCCUCUCGAUGAAGAAUUCAUUAACUCUGCUGUCAAUGCUUUGAAGUUACAAACUCAAGUCCAACUCGAAUCUGAACAACACCGUGUGACGGUGAAGAAGACCCUUCCAAAUAUUUAUCAACAAAUUUUAGAAAGAACUGAAGACUCUGCCAAUAAGACUAUUAGUAUUUCUAAUGGUGCCAAGAAUCUUCAAGCUCAAAGACAAUCGAAAGAAAAAUAAAUGAUAUUUACAUCUUAUUUAUUAUGAU